UGUUUGAUUGCUGCAAGAAUUUAUGGAAGAAAAGACUACCGGCAGCAAUGCUCGCACCACGAAGAUCAGCCAAGAAGAAGUAAUAGCUAAACUAAAAGACGAUGGCGACUUCGAUGGACUCCGCCUCAAACUCAUACGGAAACUCAAGGACAACGGACAAAGUAUUGAGCCAGAUCUCAGAUGGUCUUUGGGGAAUAAUUAGAUCAGAGGAUGGAAUGAAAAGUGAAAUCACAGAAACAGUGCAAUCUGUCUACAAUAAAUUAGUAAAUCCUGGAGGGAACAAAGAGGUUGAAUCAUCUACCGGUGUUACCACACCUAUUGUUAAGGGAACCAUUGAUAAUAGUUCCAUCAAGGCUUCUGUAGGUGAAGUUGGUCUAACAAUCUCUGAUAAUGAGCCAAGAGAACCACCAGGUUUCACUCUGUCUAAUAAUCAUCAUGUCAAUAACAAUGAUAAGCAACAUGAAAAUGAAGUGCAGCUACCUAUGCCUUGUGAUAAAGGACAUGAAGGCCAGAAGGAAGACUCUCGACAUUCAGCAAACAUGCUGGAGGCGGAUGAUGCUGAUCACAGUUUGCCACCUGGCUUUUCUGCAGAUGUUGAGCAAAAGCAGCCAUCUGACGGUAGUGAUGAGGACCCUGAAGUCCCUCCUGGAUUUGGCUGAUAUAUAAUAUGCAACAUGGUAAGAUUUUGCUGCUAUGCAGACAUACUAUCUGGUGGAUUCUGCAUUCUGACUCAGUCAUAAUACUUCAGUCUGGCUGAUAAAUGGUUCAGUCAUAACACUCCCCUUUGGGGGGGGGGGGGGAAGGGGCUUCAAUUCCUGCCAAGUUACGGUCAGAUGCUUUGGUCAUAUAAAUGUCCAAGUCUAUUAGAUUAUCCAUUGCUUCUCAAUUUUAUUCUUUAGAACAAUUAUUCAGAGCUUUUGGAAAAUGGACUUUUUAAGGGGGCUAUUGUAGAGAUGAGGUCAAUUUUCGUUCUCAUUUGUCAUGUGAAUAAAAUCUGUAGGUGGCUGUUGUUUAGCAGAAAUAUAUAUAUUUCACUAAUUAGGUUACCCGUGCACAUCUAUCAUAAUACAAUCUCGUGGCGAGGAUAUACGGGAAUGCACAGCCCGACUUUAUGCAACAUAUGUUUCAUAUUUCCAAUGCUAACUUAUGCUACUCAAUGCCCUUGCUUUUAUGGUAUAUCUGAUCUUCAGAGUGUAUUAGUAUUGACCGUGCCCUUUAUUCUCAAUUUUAAUAUGCGAGCCUGAUGGCUACAAAACUGUAAACAAGUAAAGUGGCUUUCAGGGUCCUAACAGAGAUUAAGCCAUUGAGUACAAAGAAGUGGGGGAAGUGACCUGCAUGAUUCAUUUAGGACCCAAGGUUCGUGCCUGCAACCUUUUGUUCAAUUGUAUACUUCUCUGUAAUUGUGCUGGACGUACUGACAAAUCUAAUGAAACCUGGUGCUAUUUGUUCAUAGCAGACUCUUUAUUGUGAUGGGUGUAAACCACUGGGUGCUGAAGGAUGAAUUUUCAAUAAUUAUUAGCCACAUUUUGUUUUUUGCAGAA
This is a messenger RNA of Carica papaya (papaya), 1541 nucleotides long. The record is from RefSeq and is a predicted model, not a curated record. Lineage: Eukaryota; Viridiplantae; Streptophyta; Magnoliopsida; Brassicales; Caricaceae.